AGCCGGCUUUCACCUUCAGGCAGCGGCGGCUUGAGAGCAGGGAGCGAGGUGCGCUCUCCGAGGUGCUGAACAGUGCUUCAGGGGAUCACGCCAGCUUUCUUAAGGCCGGAUCCAGAACGGAUCGACCCCCGCUUAUAAUCCGGGCUAUGUGUACACAGUUGGUACCCGUCACACUGCAAGUUUAAAGAUGUGCAGUGUUACUUUGUAUCUGCUUUACUCUUUGCUGCUCCCAGCACUGGCCUCACGCGUGUUCCCCAACCCCCGGGAGCGCUCGACACUGUCCCGCGCCGUGGCCCGCUCCGUGGCCCGCAUGGACGGAGAGGUGAUCAUCGGCGCACUCUUCUCCGUGCACCACCAGCCGUCGGCCGAACGGGUAGCCGAGAGGAAAUGCGGAGACGUGCGCGAACAAUACGGCAUCCAGCGCGUAGAGGCCAUGUUCUACACCCUGGACCGCAUCAACUCUGACCGACACCUGCUUCCCAACAUCAGUCUUGGCUGCGAGGUCCGCGACUCCUGCUGGCACUCCUCCGUGGCCCUGGAGCAGAGUAUCGAAUUCAUCCGGGACUCCCUUAUAUCCAUAAGAGACGACUCCAAAGAAGGAUCCAAGUGGUGCAUUGAUGGCACGCCGUCCAACCACCCUCCGCCCUCGAAAAAGCCCAUCGCAGGGGUCAUUGGGCCCGGGUCCAGCUCCGUCGCCAUCCAGGUGCAGAACCUGCUGCAGCUGUUUAACAUCCCACAGAUUGCAUACUCAGCUACAAGUAUAGACUUAAGCGAUAAGACCCUGUUUAAAUACUUUUUGCGGGUCGUGCCAUCUGAUACCCUACAAGCACGGGCAAUGCUGGACAUUGUUAAGCAUUACAACUGGACUUAUGUGUCAGCUGUGCACACAGAAGGAAACUACGGUGAAAGUGGUAUGGAGGCAUUUAAAGAACUGGCAGCAGAGGAAGGUCUGUGCAUCGCUCACUCCGAUAAGAUCUACAGUAAUGCUGGGGAGAAGCACUUCGACCGUCUGCUGAGGAAACUGCGAGAGCGUUUGCCCAAAGCCAGAGUGGUCAUCUGCUUUUGUGAAGGCAUGACUGUACGCGGCCUCCUAAUGGCCAUGAGGCGACGGGGCGUUUCUGGAGAGUUUCUGCUUAUUGGAAGUGAUGGCUGGGCGGAUCGUGAUGAGGUGGUGGAGGGAUACGAGCAGGAGGCGGACGGAGGCAUCACUAUGAAGCUGCAGACUGAGGAAGUCCAGUCGUUUAAUGAAUACUUUCUCAAACUCCGCCUGGACACCAACACUAGGAACCCGUGGUUCGCCGAGUUUUGGCAGUAUCGCUUCCAGUGCCGCAUACCCGGUCACCCGCAGGAGAAUCGCAACUACAAAAAAGUCUGCACAGGAAAUGAGAACUUGAAGGACAACUAUGUGCAGGACAGUAAGAUGGGCUUUGUGAUCAACGCCAUCUACGCCAUGGCACACGGGCUCCACGAUAUGCACCGCGAACUGUGUCCGGGCCAUGAGGGCCUCUGUGAGGCGAUGGACCCCAUUGACGGCAGCAAGCUCCUGGACUACCUGCUCAAGACCUCUUUCGAGGGCAUCUCUGAAGAGGAGGUGUACUUUGACGAAAAUGGAGAUUCUCCUGGCAGAUAUGACAUUAUGAAUCUGCAGUACGUAGAGGAAAUGGGUCGCUAUGACUACAUCAACGUGGGCUCGUGGCACGAGGGUCUCCUGAGCAUCGAGGAUUACAAGCUGAUGACCAACCGCAGUGAGAUGGUGCGCUCCGUCUGCAGUGAGCCCUGCUCCAAGGGACAGAUCAAGGUGAUCCGGAAAGGUGAGGUGAGCUGCUGCUGGAUCUGCACUACGUGUAAAGACAAUGAGUACGUGCAAGAUGAGUUCACCUGCAAGGCUUGUGAUCUGGGCUGGUGGCCCAAUAAUGAACUGACAGGGUGCCAACCUCUUCCCCUAAAUUGCCUUGAGUGGAGCAGCAUUGAAUCAAUCGUGGCUGUUGUCUUUUCCUGCCUGGGCAUCCUAGUGACCCUCUUUGUCACCUUCGUCUUUAUCCAGUACCGGGACACUCCAGUGGUGAAGUCCUCGAGCCGUGAGCUGUGCUACAUCAUCCUGGCAGGCAUCUUCCUUGGCUACAUCUGCCCUUUCACUCUGAUCGCACGGCCCACGGUAAUCUCGUGCUACCUGCAGCGCCUCCUGGUCGGCCUAUCGUCGGCCAUGUGCUACUCGGCGCUGGUCACGAAGACCAACCGCAUCGCGCGCAUCCUGGCUGGAAGCAAAAAGAAAAUCUGCACGAGGAAGCCACGCUUCAUGAGCGCGUGGGCUCAAGUGGUCAUCGCGUUCAUGCUUAUCAGCUUACAGUUAACGCUGGAGGUCGUACUUAUCGUGCUGGAGCCACCUGAGCCUAUAAAGAGCUACCCAAGUAUAAGGGAGGCUUAUCUGAUUUGUAACACAAGCAACGUCGGUAUGGUGGCACCGCUGGGCUAUAACGGUCUGCUCAUCCUGAGCUGCACCUACUACGCCUUCAAGACGCGCAACGUGCCGGCCAACUUCAACGAAGCCAAAUACAUCGCUUUUACCAUGUACACCACGUGCAUCAUCUGGCUGGCCUUUGUGCCUAUUUACUUCGGUUCCAAUUACAAGAUCAUCACGACGUCGUUCUCGGUCAGCCUGAGCGUCACCGUGGCUCUGGGCUGCAUGUUCACGCCUAAGAUGUACAUCAUCAUCGCCAAGCCCGAGCGCAACGUGAGGAGCGCCUUCACGACCUCAGACGUGGUGCGCAUGCAUGUGGGAGAUGGCAAGUCGGCUGCUGCCUGCCAGAGCAACAGCUUCCUCAACAUGUUCCGCAGAAAGAAGAACAACAACGCCAACAGCAGCACCAAUCCUAAUGGAAAGUCUGUGUCAUGGUCUGAAUCAGGUGCCCGGCCCCAGGGGAGGGGGUCGAGUGUGUUCCACAGACUGUCUGUGCAUGUGAGGAGGCAAGCGGUCGGCCAGAGUCAGACGGCGGUCAUCCGACCCUUAACUAACGCCUCGCAACCCCUGCAACCCGAAUACGACUUCGCUCCUGACACAGACCACAGCGACUCUCAAUCCAACAAGGGUCUCUACAACCUCAGUGAGGAGGGUGAUGACGGCAACCUACGAGGAUCAACACAGGACAGAAGGGAAACAGUCUCCUAUACACCGGGUCAUCUGUUGGAUUGUACCGCUGACCAUCUAGACAUGGGCCAGGUGGAUACUCUAAGCUCUAACGUUAGCAUUUUUGAUCAAAUGUUGGGCAACAGAACGAGCCCCGGUUAUAAUCCAUUAGACAAUCGGCUUCCUCUGCCCCUGCAGGGGGAGAUGAUGUCCGAUGAGGGUUCCGAAAUGGAGGCUCUUGACCUCAUCCACGGCUUCCUGUACGACAGCACGGUACAGGAGGAGGACGAAGAAGAGGUGGGUGGAGAAGAGGCGUUGGCCCAAAGCAAACUCAGCCUCCUCACUCCACCCUCACCUUUCAGAGACUCGCAUUCAGCCGGGUCAGUACACGGAUCCCCUGCCUUUGAUAACAAACCAAACGCUUCCCGGGACAUGACCUACGCUCCGAAACAGAGCUCAUUUACACUGUGA
Trichomycterus rosablanca is the source of this 3595-nucleotide messenger RNA. RefSeq names its product glutamate receptor, metabotropic 1a (gene grm1a). The transcript is spliced from 9 exons. Gene Ontology annotation, cellular component: plasma membrane; postsynaptic density membrane. The coding region runs from base 188 to 3595 and encodes 1135 amino acids. The record is from RefSeq and is a predicted model, not a curated record. Gene Ontology annotation, molecular function: G protein-coupled receptor activity involved in regulation of postsynaptic membrane potential; adenylate cyclase inhibiting G protein-coupled glutamate receptor activity. Gene Ontology annotation, biological process: G protein-coupled glutamate receptor signaling pathway; regulation of synaptic transmission, glutamatergic. Lineage: Eukaryota; Metazoa; Chordata; Actinopteri; Siluriformes; Trichomycteridae.